Cannabis sativa is the source of this 465-nucleotide messenger RNA. RefSeq names its product homeobox-leucine zipper protein HAT14-like. The transcript has 2 exons. Gene Ontology annotation, molecular function: DNA binding. The record is from RefSeq and is a predicted model, not a curated record. NCBI's taxonomy places the organism in Eukaryota, Viridiplantae, Streptophyta, Magnoliopsida, Rosales, Cannabaceae. The coding region runs from base 47 to 328 and encodes 93 amino acids.
GCUUCAAUUGGGCAUUGGAUUAGUCUACAGUGCCACACAGAAGAAGAUGGAGAAAAAACCUUUAACUUGCUUUGACCUUUUUCCAGAAGAAAAAGAUGAUUUCUUUGAGGACCACAACUCACGAAACGACGACGUUUACAAGCCUAAUAAUAAUAGUGGUAGUAGGAAAAAGUUGAAGCUCACCAAAGACCAAUUUUCUAUCUUGGAAAAUCAUUUCAACUUGAGUAAUUCUAAUCUUGAUCGGACCACAAAAUAUGCACUUGCAAAUGAAUUGAAUCUAACUCCACAACAGGUUUCAGUUUGGUUUCAGAAUAAAAGAGCCAGGUAAAUUCAAAAAUAAAUAGCGACAUAAGUACUUAAAAUUUCAAGUUUAUAAGUGACAUAAAUUUAAUGUUUAUUUUUAAUGAUAUAAGUAUCUAAUAUUUGUAAAAUAGUAAUAUUCCUUUAAUUUCGUCAAUAGAAAUU